Messenger RNA from Paraglomus brasilianum, 1506 nucleotides. NCBI's taxonomy places the organism in Eukaryota, Fungi, Glomeromycota, Glomeromycetes, Paraglomerales, Paraglomeraceae. The record is from the annotation of a GenBank genome assembly.
AUGACACUAAACAUCCGCUACUUGUUUAAUUGCGGGGAAGGAACACAACGAUUGUGUACUCAGCAUAAGGUUAAAAUUACGAAAUUGAAAAAUGUAUUCUUGACUCGAAUUCAUUGGGAAUGCAUGGGCGGACUACCAGGAAUGUUGCUUACAUUGGCUGAUGUUGGAUUGACAAAUAUCAAAAUACACGGCGGCGAUAACUUAACACAUGCUUUAACUGCGACGCGUAACUUUUUGUUAAGAACUUCCAUGUCUGUAACGACACGCGAAUUUCCAGUCGAGGGAUCGAGUUUCCAAGAUGAAAACAUGACUAUAAAGCAAUACCAUUCUGGCCGGAAACUUUCACGCCGAGUUCAGCUCAAAAGGAAAUUUCGGUUCCAGCAAAACGAGAACACGACGAAACUUUACUUGAUUACAAGAAGAAGAUAUUGUCUUUCAUGUUUAAUACGACUAGACAUGGAUCAGAGCAUGUUCGAGAUGCAACUCCUACGGCUUCAAUACGAAGAUGCUGUAACAGAAACGCAUGCGUUGUUGGAAUCUAACGAAUCUUCUAAUUACUUACAAAAGCCUGAUAACCUUGUCAAUGAAAGAAGAGAGCUUUAUUCAAGAAGAUUGCCGAAAUCAAAGCCUAAUCCAAUCUCUAUUGCUUAUAUUUGCAAAGGACCUGACUAUAAAGGCAAAUUCAAUCCCAAGUCUGCUAAAGCGCUAGGAUUGAAACCGGGACCAUUAUAUGCUCAGCUCGCUGAUGGACAGUCGGUAACUGCGCCUGAUGGUACUAUAGUGCAUCCUCAUCAAGUGCUUGGCCCUUCUCGUCCCGGAGCGAUAACCAUAAUAGUCGAUGUACCCUCCGUCAAUUAUAUACAAUCACUAAUCAAUUCUCAAGAGUUUGGGCCUUAUCAGUCAGGGGACGAGAAUUUCCGACCUCGAGUUAUUAUUCAUAUGGUUGGGAAUGGUGUACUGGAAGACGAACGAUAUCAGUCUUGGAUGAGAGAAUUUGGCGAUGAGACAGAGCAUUUAAUAACAGGCGAGACAUGCAAUGCACAGAGAAUAAUGUUUAAUAGUGCGGCUCUAAGUCAACUAAAGCUUUCAAAAAUUGACUCUAAUCAUUUCCGUGUUCCGUUUUAUUCUAAUCGACCUCAGAAGUCGUUGAGCGACAUAUCGAAUCUACCUGCCAAAGCGCGAGAAGCAGAACCCAAAUUAAUAUAUCAGACCGAACCAGUGGCGCAGUUAGAUACUUCACAAAUUGUGUCAGAUUUUGGCCCAAAUCAAGCGCUUCUAACAGACGACGCUUUAUGGAAAGAGUAUCUAAAAACUGUGGAGAUUAAGAAUGAGAUUCAAUCGACCAAGUUGGAUCUGGCACAAUUUCCCGGAAAUGACGUUAUUGUGACCACAUUGGGCACAGGCUCUGCUCUUUCAUCAAAAUAUCGUAAUGUUAGUGGCACAAUAAUUACUAUACCUUCAUGCGGCUCCAUUAUCCUCGAUGCCGGCGAAGGCACACUGGGCUAA